AUGGGUCCAGUGAAAGACCAAGGAUACUAUUUGCAGCAGAGAUUAUAUCUGCCAUCAGAUACAGAAAAAAAACGACACAAAAAAGCAGAAUAUUCCAUACAAGAUAUUGUUGAUUUUACGAAUCCAGAAGAACGCACCCGCCGAAAAAAGGAUAAACACUACUGUUAUCCUUGGAUGGUGUCAUCAGGUUUGGAGUAUGUUCGUAGGGCUGGGAUCGAACGAGAAGAAUCUCGGCCAUACCAUGCGUACAAGACUUGUCAAAAAGAUGUACCCACGCCAUCUUAUUCAAAGCUUAGUUACAUCUCUGAAGUGGUGUGGUUGAACAAAAUCGGAUGCUAUACUAACGUUACAUUUCUGCCUGUAUACCCAUUUUUUUGCCAGAAUAUGAAGAACUCGGAGAGGGAAUCUACCAUGGCCUGA
Molecule: messenger RNA, 420 nt
Organism: Camelina sativa (false flax)
Lineage: Eukaryota; Viridiplantae; Streptophyta; Magnoliopsida; Brassicales; Brassicaceae
Source: RefSeq, a predicted model, not a curated record